Oncorhynchus gorbuscha (pink salmon) is the source of this 2511-nucleotide messenger RNA. RefSeq names its product gap junction protein beta 3 (gene gjb3). Gene Ontology annotation, cellular component: connexin complex. NCBI's taxonomy places the organism in Eukaryota, Metazoa, Chordata, Actinopteri, Salmoniformes, Salmonidae. The record is from RefSeq and is a predicted model, not a curated record. The transcript has 2 exons. Gene Ontology annotation, biological process: cell communication. The coding region runs from base 336 to 1172 and encodes 278 amino acids.
GAUUAGUGGAUGCAUCAGACCGAUCAUAAAAGAGCGAAGAGUUGUGUAUUCCAGCAAAAAAAAUCUGUAAAUCCUAAAGCUACAAUAAUUUUUCCCCCACCCACAGGCAUACUCCAACGACCCAUUACUCAAGACAACGACGUUCUACCUGUAGAGCGGUCUAAAUCUCUGCGUAAAACGAAUUAACCCAAGAUAAAUCUACAGGAAAAAAAUGAUUUAUGAACAAAAGCACAAACAACGGAUUAACAUUUGUUAAGUUGCUCCAGUAAUCCAUAGUAAUCAAACUAAAGAAAGCUCAUUCUAAAAAGGUGGGCUGUCAACAUCCAGCCCCAAUCAUGGAUUGGAAGACUUUCCAAGCCCUCCUGAGUGGGGUGAAUAAGUACUCCACUGCGUUCGGCCGUAUCUGGCUCUCUGUGGUGUUUGUGUUCAGGGUAAUGGUGUACGUGGUGGCGGCAGAACGCGUGUGGGGCGAUGAGCAGAAGGACUUUGACUGCAACACCAAGCAGCCCGGCUGUGCUAACGUCUGCUACGACCACUACUUCCCCAUCUCGCACAUCCGCCUGUGGGCCCUGCAGCUCAUCUUCGUCACCUGCCCCUCCUUGAUGGUGGUGAUGCAUGUGGCGUAUCGCGAUGAACGUGAGCGGAAGUACCAUGCCAAGCAUGGCAACAAGGCCAAGCUGUACGAGAACACAGGCAAAAAGCACGGCGGCCUCUGGUGGACCUACCUGCUCAGCCUCUUCGUCAAGACAGGCAUCGAGAUCUCCUUCCUCUACAUCCUCCACAAAAUCUAUGACAGCUUCUACCUGCCCAGGCUGGUCAAGUGUGAGGUCAGCCCAUGCCCCAAUCAGGUGGACUGCUACAUCGGCCACCCCACAGAGAAGAAGGUCUUCACCUACUUCAUGGUGGGCGCCUCGGCCCUCUGCAUCGUGCUCAACGUCUGUGAGAUCAUCUACCUCAUCUCCAAGGGCAUCGCUCGCAAAGCACAAAAGAUGAAGAGAAGAGAGCGCACCUUGGCCUUGCAUGAACGGUACAACAAGGAGAAUUCCUGCAGCGACUGCAGCACUCUACCUAUGUCUCGGCUGGAGAAACAAUCCUUAAAUCCCCAGUUUCCAGGCCACCUACAAGCCACCUUACCGGCUCAUAUGCAUGCUUCUGCCCCUAACCUGUCCUAGAGUGGAUGUCCACUCUAUCCCAAGACUGAACCAAACAUGAAGGCCUAUGGAGCCAGGCCUCACCUUAUUGGUCAAGCCUGUAUAAGAGACAGACUUUUCUCAAAGUCUCUACUGCCCUAGCUUUUACUGCCCUAUACUGCCAUGGAGCAAGGCUUUGUAUUGAUGUACAUGACCCUGGGGCUAGACAAGCCUGUCGUGAGCCACAUUCCAUUUUAUACAACUAAACUCUUACUGCCAGACUGAAUAACCAACCAUUCCAACCCAUUUCCCUUUACUAUCAACGUUUCCCUUUCAAUGCAACGUAGCGAAACAAAAUGAACUAUGCAAGAGUUAGCAUGCAAAACUACUGUCUCUAUGCAAUACAUUUUUUGUAGGAAAAACGCAUCGGAGUAGGAUUCUAUUGCAUUGACACGCAUGACUCAGACCGUACUCUACACAGACCAGUGUGGCAUAACCAAUCAGAGCUGCAGUAGGCCUAUUUAAGAAAUUAGGCCUGCGGGGGUGUGGUUUAUGGCCAAUAUACAUCGUGCAUAAGAAGGGCUGUUCUUACGCACGACGCAAUGCGGAGUGCCUGGACACAGUCCUUAGCCGUGAUAUAUUUGCCAUAUACCACAAACCUCCGAAGUUCCUUAUUGCUAUUAUAAACUGGUUACCAAUGUAAUUAGAACAGUCUGAUAUACCACAGCUUUCAGCUAGUCAGCAUUCAGAGCUCGAACCACCCAGUUUAUAAAUGCAAAUUGAUCAUUGCCAUGUAUGGAUCUGUGCCAUUCGCUUUGAACUUAACUAUGUUUACAGCAUGAGCGGUCGUGAGUAGAUGCGCUUUUUUAUUUAUCAAAGCGAGAGCUGCUUGUAGCCACAUGUGCACAUUUUGUUCAUAUCCUUUGCUAGUUAGUGUGUUAUUAGCCCAGUUAUAAAUCAUUUGUAGUCAGCAAUGGGGGAGUGAUUGCUUCAUACAAGAGCACAAAACGUGUACAUUUCUUUGAAAAUACGAAUGGAGUAUGAGCUUUUUUUUGUUCUCUUAAAGGGGCAGUGUUGUAUUUUGAGACGGGUUUGACUAAAGCGAAGAGGCCAAUAGGCAGCAGAGGGUAACAUCAUUUUUCUGAUUCUCUGAAAUAAUGUUAUGGGAAUAAUACUGCAUGUUAUUUUGGAAAGUGGUUUCUUACAUCAAACAAUACAAUAACCUUUUCAGUCACUUCAUUGUCUGAAGGACAAGGUAAUGUCAAGCCCUGCAUGUUUUCUUUUAAGUCUCAUGGAAUGUAGGGCUAGAUUGAACAUCACACAUUGGCUGCUACUGUAGGGUGAAUGAUAGAACAGCUAUUUCAAUGUUAAAAUGUUAUGA